AUGGAGACGUCGACACAGGAUCCGCAAGGCAUCUUUCGCCUCCCGAAUGAAAUUCUCCUCACAAUCUUGAGUACUUUCCCAACAAAAGAGCUCCUUGGAUUCGCUCCAGUAUGCCAUCAGUUCCACUCACUCAUCCUCCGUCUCAUCCACCACCGACUUCAAAUCGCAACGACCAUCGAUGAACACACCCUCUACCUCGAAUGUGGGCCACCGGCGGCGAAGUUGACCACGUCAAAAGUGUUCUGUAAGACGUUGGGGACAGAUUGCUUCGAAGAAUUGAGCAACGACAUCCAAAAGACGGGAGGAAGCGUCGGACAAAUCGGCCGGAUGGGACAACUCUUCACACGAUUUCGUCCAGUGAACAAGGAGCCAGACUUCAGAUCCGUGCCUAGACCUCAUCCUGCUGGUGAUAUCCCAGGUUCAAAUACGUACAUGACACCCGAAGCCCUGGCAGCAGCCUGGAAAGGCGACGGGAACGAUACUGUGAGCCGUACCGUGUCCGUAGAUGCGUCCUUCCUCUUCUCGCAACUGGAGACAUUGGCAUAUCUUGGUAAACUAGGACCACGAGGACUGCUUGUAAAAUAUGUCGAAGUAUGCGAUGGCACAAUCCGUGUCUGGCGUGACUGGCUGGCUCGGCAAUGUGAAUUGAAACGUUGGACGGACGGCGAACCCAUUGUGAUACAUCAGGAGCCCGAAAGUCCGAUCAGUAAAGGCAAAGCAAGAGCCGAUAGUGUGACAAGUUCGAUAGAGCCUAGGAAGGAUCCAAAUAUCCUCUGGGUCAACACGAGAGGUGAAGACGUGGGGAUCAAGUUCAGGGUGAAAGAGCAGAAAUGGCGACGUGAGAAUCCAGUCUUGUUCGCCAGCGAGAUCGAAGUUCCUGUGAGCUACAAAGUCGAUCUGGAAGAGAUCGUUAUUCGAACGACUCAUCUACUCCUGAAGCUUGAAGAGUCUGCGAGCCAGAUUCUCAACGACACCGGCAAGGCGAUGAUCUUUGGGUCUUACCUUGGAUAA
Messenger RNA from Zasmidium cellare ATCC 36951, 1011 nucleotides. RefSeq lists its product as uncharacterized. The transcript has 3 exons. NCBI's taxonomy places the organism in Eukaryota, Fungi, Ascomycota, Dothideomycetes, Mycosphaerellales, Mycosphaerellaceae. The record is from RefSeq and is a predicted model, not a curated record. Gene Ontology annotation, molecular function: protein binding. Bases 1 to 1011 code for a protein of 336 amino acids.